This is a messenger RNA of Calliphora vicina (urban bluebottle blowfly), 662 nucleotides long. It is a transcript of the gene rpr, whose product is annotated as reaper. The coding region runs from base 263 to 469 and encodes 68 amino acids. The record is from RefSeq and is a predicted model, not a curated record. Lineage: Eukaryota; Metazoa; Arthropoda; Insecta; Diptera; Calliphoridae. The transcript has a single exon.
UCAGUUUCCAUCAGACAAACAAACAAUCAGGUUGUGUUCCUAAAAACAUAAAGCAAUUCAAAAUAAAACAAAGAACUCUCUGCUAAAUACAAAAUUUACGUGUUUAAUAAAAAAAAAGAAAUUUUAAUUGAGUCAUCAUCAUUAAGCAAGAAAAGAUUACAAAUAAAAAAGACUUAAAGAACAUUCCAAUUUAAAAAAAAAUUAAUUAAAUAAUAUUGUGUAAUACAAAAAAUAAAUAAAAGAAAGUUUUUAUUUAAAAAAAAUGGCUGUAGCAUUUUAUAUACCCGAUCAAGCCACCUUAUUGCGUAAGGCCCGUCAACAGGAGCAGCAAAUUUUGGCUAUGCGUGAGGCCCACUGGCGUCAUGUGGCCUCGGUGGUCUAUGAUGCCCUCAGGCAAUAUUUGGAGGCCACACCCUCGCUACUCAAUCGCUGCAAAAACAACAAGAAAGUUAAACCAGCCAAAAAAUAAUUCUAAAGACCACAGCAAGUUUCCAUCCCCCCAAAACAACAUACAUACAGUGAGAGUUAUAAGAUUUCAGCAACAAACCACUAAGAUGCCAUAGUACAAAUUAUCUUACUUCAUCUACCACAAAAAUCCCAAAAAAUGCCGACGGUUUUUAUUAUAAUAUCUCUAUCUAUAAAAAAAUAUAUAACAACAUCCA